Molecule: messenger RNA, 1996 nt
Organism: Culicoides brevitarsis
Lineage: Eukaryota; Metazoa; Arthropoda; Insecta; Diptera; Ceratopogonidae
Product: DNA-dependent metalloprotease dvc-1-like
Exons: 2
Coding region: 73-1908 (611 amino acids)
Biological process (GO): DNA repair
Cellular component (GO): nucleus
Molecular function (GO): single-stranded DNA binding; metalloendopeptidase activity; polyubiquitin modification-dependent protein binding
Source: RefSeq, a predicted model, not a curated record
CAUUUUUUUUUAAAUUUCAACGACGUAAAAAAGGACUUUUAAUGCGUAAAUCCCUGAAUUCAACCAAAAACCAUGGAUGACUAUGCCUUGGCACGGAAACUUCAAGAAGAGGAAAAUCAAAAAAACCAAGACGUUCAAAUAAUCUCCAACAAGGAAAAUUAUUAUCCCUCAAACGAGUUAAACAGCACACAAAAUCUCGUGCAUCCAGAAUGGGAAAUUGUCGAUCCAACGCCAAACAUUCACAUCCUCAAGGGACAAUACGACAACAAAUUUUUCCAAGGAAAAUUAGCUUUAGUCGAGCUUGAAUGGUCGAAAGUGAUGUACAAAUGCGCCGGAAUUUGUUAUUUCAAAUCGAACCGCUUCGGGAGAUCCAUCAUAAUUCGUUUGAGUGAACCACUGUUAAAAUUGCGCCCUCGCAAGGAUUUGGUCCAAACGUUGCUGCACGAGAUGAUUCACGCGUAUUUGUUCGUUUUGAAUAUUCGCGAAGGCAAUGGCGGGCACGGACCGAAUUUCAAACGCAUCAUGGAGAACAUUAAUCGUCAAGCAGGGACAAAUAUCACGGUUUAUCACACAUUUCACGACGAAGUUAACGAAUAUAUGAAACAUUGGUGGCGAUGCGAUGGUCCAUGUCGCGAUCGACAUCCCUAUUUUGGGUACGUAAAGCGAUGCAUGAACCGCGCUCCAGGCAAACAUGACUUUUGGUUCGCCGAACAUCAACGAAAUUGCGGCGGAAAAUUCGUAAAAAUCAAGGAACCGACGCCGAAAAAGAAGAAAAAUGAGAAAAACGAGAAAAAAGUCAAAGGAACUCAAAGCAAUAAAAUCUCAGGAUACAUCCAGACGACGAAAAAAGGCAAUCCAGGCACUACCAUGAAUCGCGGAAGCGGAACUUUAGUCAUUACAAAACCUCCUGAGACAAAAGUUAUCAAAAAAAGUCCCGAAAAACCCGUAAAUUCAUCAAAUAUUCGUACUUUUAGGUCUCCAAUCAAGCCAAAUCCGUCAAAAAAACCGCCAAAUUCGAUGCCAUCGAACAUCCACGGCUUCAAUGGAGCAGUAACAAAAGUCCCGACACCCUCCGGAAGUACUUUUGCAGGUUCAGGACACACUCUCGGAGGCACAGGACGCAAAAGAAGUCGCUUACUCGACGAAUUUGAGGCAUCGUCAAGCAAAAAACCUAAAACCACGACGUCAGAAGACCCAAAUUCAAGCAUUUUAUUGGAUGACGACGAAGAUGAUGUCAUCAGAGCUGUCGAUUUGGACGACAUUGAACGCGAAAAUGACGCUACAUUAACGCAAGCCGACAAAACAAACACUCGCCGGACAAUUAUCAAGCAGGAAAUUGUCGAUUCGCUCGGAUUUGGCGACGAUGACGACAUAAUUGUGAUCGAUGAUGAUUAUGACGACGACUUAGCGGGUGUUGAAGAUACAAAUUCUGACUUGAAUCUCAGCAAGGAAGUGAUCGAAGACUUUUUUAAUGACGACAUGCUCGGAAAUGACACAAAAAAUGUCAAAAAAGAGAUGAUUCCAUGCCCAAUUUGUGAAAAAGAAGUGUCGCAAAGCUCACAAAAGGAGCAUAUCGAACGUUGUUACGAGCAAUUAAUCGAAGCAUGUCAACCGGGAAGUAAAAUUCCGCUUCCUGGAAGUUCAAAAAGUUCCAAAAGUCGAGAAAGUCCGAAGCCAUCAACUUCUAAAGCGCAUAUCAAAGAAGAAAUCGCCUCUCCGGAGGUGAUUGUGAUACCAGAUGUACCUAAAAAUGAUAAAAUUGAAGUUAAAAAGGAGGAAAAUGUCGAUGUUGUUGUCAUAAAUGACGACUUGGUGCAAUGCCCGGCAUGCCCGAAGCGUGUUCCGAUGUCAGAAAUGAACAAACAUCUGGAUAAAUGUUUGGAAAAUUCGUUCGAUGAUGAAUUUUAAGGGAAAUUUUCACUUUUUCGACCAAAAACUCGCAUUUUCUUCGGAUUAUUGACUGAACCGUUGUUAGAAAUAAAAAUUAUUAUAUUUA